GUUGGCGCUUAAACCAGUUUUCUGCGUUACUUUGUUUCUGUCAUGCAGGAUGGCUACAAUACAAUUAUGGACAACGGUGGCUUCAUAAUUUUCUUUUGUUGCCAACCUGCUUGUGUUCAUCUGAUAUAAUGAAAUCAUGUCAUUUUCUGACUACACAUUCUGGUAACGUUUGUACAGUUUCAAGUUUUUCGAGUCAGUGAUGACUGUUACAACUUUUGUUUCAUACUUCUUGGGAGUUUGGGCUUCGGUUUAUUUGAUUGAUAUAGCCUUACGCACAUAUCCGUAUACGCGGAAUUGGUAUACUGAGUUCACCUCUAACUUGGGUAUUUCAUUCAAUCUUCUUCAAGCACGUAUUUUUACUCAACGAUUAAAUAAAUUCUUUCAUCAAUUAUGUCGUUUCAAUUCCGUACCGUGGAAUCUUUGGUUUUCCUGUGGUGUUGUAUUUUCUGCAAUAUCAAUGAUACUAAGCAUCUGUCUGCUGACACUUUUGGCUUAUAAUACUUUAAUGCGCAAACCUAUUGAAACCCAAGUCCUAACUCCAGUGAUGCCGGGAAUAAAUUUACCAACUAGCCAUUUGGGCUUUUACAUUCUUACACUCCUUGUUUGUGCGUUCAUACAUGAGGCAGGUCAUGCUAUAGCAGCUGUGCGCGAACGUGUGCGUCUUCAUGGGUUUGGAAUUUUUGUGUUUGGAUUUUAUCCGGGUGCAUUCGUAGACCUCAACACUUCAGACCUCCAGAGUCUCUCACCGUUUUGUCAGCUUCGUGUGUAUUGUGCUGGUGUUUGGCAUAAUGCAGUAAUCGCCAUCAUCAGUGUGAUAAUAUUUUAUUUACUUCCCGUGUUGUUAUCACCUGGCUAUCAUUUAGGAAUUGGAGUCGGUGUUACUUAUCUAAGAGAGGAUUCUGUUGUUACAGGACAUCGUGGACUCUCUCUUGGUGACGCCAUCACACGAGUGAACUCAUGCCCAGUAAACAAACAGUCGGAUUGGUUCAAAUGUUUAGAGGAAGCUUACAAUCAUCCUUCUGGUUAUUGUGUAUCUGGUGCUUAUUUAAGCAUGAUGGAUAAUAAAGUUCAAGCCCCGAGACGUAGUUUGUCUGCAGUUGCUGCUGUGAACAAGUUGGAUGAAUAUGACAAUUCCCAGUCAAUCAGUGACCGUGAUAAAUUGAGCGAUGAUUGUUGCACAGUUCAAUCGGCAUCAACCCAUUUAUGCUUUACUUAUUUGGCACCUACUAAAUCUAGCUCUACAUCCCGCAGGUACACAUGUUUACCAGCACGAGCUGUGACGGAGCGCACUGGUUGUAAUGUGACUGCUGAUUGUAGUAGUCUUGGUCCUGUGCGUAGCCUCGGCAAUAACAAUGGAAUACAAGGGGAUCCAGUCGGUAUGAUAUCCACUCGAUCUAUGUAUUGCGUUGUGCCAAGUCCUCCAGAUAAUUCCACGCGUCUAGUACGCUUAGUACACAAUCGUUAUAAGGCGCCUGCUAUAUUGUUUUUGGGUCCUUUAGAAGAUCUUGUAGCAUCUAUAGGUGUUUCAGACUACGUUCCGCGUUGGCCUUCAAUACUUUCACCAAAUUUACCAUCUUUUCUUGGGUUACUCUGCACAUACUUGUUUUCAUUAUCCGGUGCUCUUGUGAUACUCAAUGUUGUGCCUUGUUAUGCACUGGAUGGUCAAUGGAUUUUAAAAGCUUUCUUAGAUAUGUUUCUUCCUGGUAUAUUGCCUUCACGUCCAAAAAGAAAUUUAAUAUUCACCAUUGUACUUGUACUUGGUAGUUGUCUCUUGGGACUUAAUUUAUUCCUUGCACUCAUGUAUUUAUAUCUUCAAGCCAAUAAUAACUACUACAUGAAUGUCUCUCCAAAUCCUCCUAUAAGCCCAGUAGUAGCUUCUAUCAAUACAUAGUGUGAUGUUUCUCAGAUGUAAAAAAAAUAAACAAACAAACAAAACAAUAAUUUUAAGAACUACUGUGAUGAUGAUGCUUUUCUAAUUUUUCAUGCUUUUCUAACUGAUGAUGAUGAUGAUAAUGAGUACACAUUGUUUCUAUCCUUUAUGUCUCUUUAUAAAUCUCUUUUUUUUUCUUCAAUGAGUUCUAACAUAUAAUAAAUAAAUAUUGUCUUUGUGCUGUACUAUUGUAUUUGCGAUUCACACAGUGAGCAAAUCUACAAUUAAUGACAUCUUAUCAGAGUUCAACUAAAAUAGAAGAAAAUAAACGACAAAUUCAGCGAAGAAUAUGUUCUUUACCAAUGAAAUCAUCUUCAGAGGCAGUACAAUCGUAUUUAUACUUACAAAAAUAUAUAGUGGUCUAUUAUUGAGUAAUAGGGGGUGACAUAAUUGAUAUAAUUACUCAGAAGUGGCUUUAGAAGUGAAAAUUAGAAGUUGAAAAUUACGUGGUACUCAACGGCACAAAGAUAGAAAUUUGAUAAGGUUAAAAUUGCUAUUCAGUGAGAAUAAAGGUGGUAUUUGAGUGUCAAUUUAACAAGUGUGAAGAGGGUGUGAAAAUAUACAAAAGGAGCAUAUGAGAGUGAUAAUAGUGAAUUAAUUAUUAAAGCAAAAGCUAACUAAAAAUGAAA
This is a messenger RNA of Trichobilharzia szidati, 2559 nucleotides long. The record is from the annotation of a GenBank genome assembly. NCBI's taxonomy places the organism in Eukaryota, Metazoa, Platyhelminthes, Trematoda, Strigeidida, Schistosomatidae.